GACAGAGAUAUUCUAUUCAUCUCUAUAUAUCUUGUACACGAGAACUUUGUUGACUUUGUUGAUUUUCAAAACUCAUUUUUCAAAUAGUUUUUCCUAUCGAGUCUGAAGGUCCAGAUCUGUUUGUAAGACCGUAAUAUUGAGAGAACCUGAAUUAAUAACUAAUAACUAAUAACUGCUUAUGAUAAUAAUUAAUAAUUGUUGAUACUAAAGAUAACCUGUCUCUACACAUGAGUAGUGUAUUUUAUUAUUAACUGAUAUUGUUAUGUGUUGAUAAUGGUGUCUUUAAAAAGAUAACUUAAAAUUAAUACAACUCGUGAAAGAACAUGAACUACUAUACAAUUCUUCUGCUGAGAAUUAUGGAUCUAACGUCGCACGAAAUAAUGCAUGGAAAGAAAUUGCGAGGAUUAUGGGAUUGUCAAGUAAGGAAUAAAUUUAAUAUUAUUUAAGUGUGAAAUACACAAAAAGUAGUAAAAUUAUAUUGAAUACCAAAAACCAAAUAUUUAUAAACUAUCUAUAUUCUAAUAAUAGAUAGUUAUUAGAUCCAGUUUGAGUCAUGUAUAUCCAAAGAGAACAACAGGAUUAGUUGAUUAACCAUAUAUUUGUAUACUGUCUUUUUUGGACUACUAAAUUGGAAUUUUUCAGAUGCUACAUGAUCUUCUCAUAAUUUUAACAACUUUGACCCUUAGACGACUAAUAAACAAUAAAAACUGUAUAUUAAGAUAAUGGCAAAUAACUUACUUAAAGAUAAAGAAUUGUGUGAUAGAUUUCAAAGCAGCUGUGUUUACAUAAAUCUACACCAUACUGUCCAUAACAGUAUUUUAUAUCUUUCUUUUUAUUAUUUUUUAUACAUACGAUAUCUUUGUAGAUCUGAAUUUUUUUCUUUAGAACAAAUUUUUGAAUGUAAAGACAAUGUGUAAACCAAAAUAUCAUAUAUAAAUUGUAUGACUUCUUUACCCGUUGUGAACAAUGAUUCAUGAUACAUCAUAGAAAGCUUUAACAUAUAUGUUAAGCAUGUUAUAUAAAACAUUUUGAAAUUUCAUUAACACUACAGUGAGGUAUGACUAUUAUGGUUAUAUCAGUAAAGUUUAAAACCAAUCUGAAAAUAUACACAGAAUAUUAGAUAUACCAUUAUAUGUGUACCCUUGGGCAGUUAUAUAAAACAAAAAAUGAACAGAAUAAAAUAAAGGAAAUAAAACAAAAAAAGUGGGCAAGAUGCACUAUUUCAAGCAUCCUGUACUUAUUGCAAAAUGUGUGUUAAUUAUAAACUUUGUUCUAUUUUAGCUGCACAAUGUAAAAGGAGAUGGAUUAUUAUGAGAGAUCAGUAUCUAAGAUUUCUACGGAAAUCAACAGUAAUCAACAGGAAGUCAACAGUAAGAAAAAAACGGACUCCAAAACCAUAUCAGUACCACUCUGAAAUGGAAUUCUUAAAGCCAUAUUUUAGGCAAGCAACAUUUUAUGGAUGGUUACCGGAAUUUUAUACUCGCAAUGUGCGAAGAUCGCCUCGUAUUUCAGAUACUAUAAUAGAAAAUACCAAUUUAAACAACACCAAUGAUGAAAAAUUAAGAUCUGGAUCGAUAUCUGUAAUCACUAUACCAUCGGAUCCUCUUCCAACUCAACAACUUUCAAAUUCAAAUUCAAAGAACGCAUAUGAGAAACCUCGUAUAAUCGGAUCUUCAUCUCUCGUAAUGGAAUAUGCAAAUGAUAAACAAUGUGAAACUCGUGAUGUUCUAACAAAAUACUUUGAAACUGUAGCUGAAACAGUUCGAGAAUUUCCACCAACAUUACAAGUGAAAGUAAAAUCAGAAAUAUCAAAGAUAGUUCAUCAAGCUGAAAUGGAACAUAUUCAUCAAAUUCAACUACAACCAUACGGACAAUUGAUAAACAGUUUUCCAGAACCCGAGCAAAUGUCUCUUAAUAACAUUAUGAAUUCGCAAUAUACAGUCGGACAUACUUUAACAAAAAUUGAACAUCCCGGAUGAAGAUUGCCGCUAAAUGUUUUAUUGAAAUAGUGAGUCUAUAAUAAAUUGAGAAAAUUCACAACCUUCAUCAACAAUUUACGUUUUUUGACAAGUUUGGAAUUGUAAUUAUAUAUAUAUAUAUAUUGUAAUUAUAUACUAUAUAUACAU
Bombus huntii is the source of this 2126-nucleotide messenger RNA. RefSeq lists its product as uncharacterized. The transcript has 2 exons. Gene Ontology annotation, biological process: regulation of transcription by RNA polymerase II. The coding region runs from base 1248 to 1979 and encodes 243 amino acids. The record is from RefSeq and is a predicted model, not a curated record. Gene Ontology annotation, molecular function: DNA binding. Lineage: Eukaryota; Metazoa; Arthropoda; Insecta; Hymenoptera; Apidae. Gene Ontology annotation, cellular component: transcription regulator complex; nucleus.